GUGAAGGAUAAACAAGGUAUUACUAUCAUUCCACUGUCCUGUCCUCCGCUUGAAAAUCAUUCAUGGAUAACAUUCAGCUGCUACGUGUACUGAUGCUGUGCCAGCUGGCUGUCCACCUGUGCCUGGCGAUACCACUGCAGAGCCAGUGUAUCGACGAGUCAAUCUGUACUUACAGUUUGCAGGAUUACUACAGCCAGAUGGUCAACAUGCCCAGUCACAUCAAUGAGCGCAGUAUUGCCCCCUGGAUUUAUGUUGAGAACAUCGACUUGAACCGGGUACCUCAAGUUAUACACGAAGCCAGCUGCCACACAAGCCAUUCCUGCAGAGGUCUUGACAAUGCUUUCGGUCUAGAGACCAUACCUUUAUCCCUGAGGAUGCCUGUCCUCAAGAAGAACCCCAGUUGCUUCCCAACAGGAAGCUACUCCCUGGAGUUUGAACUCAUCACCAUAGCAUGUAUAUGUGCUAUUUCCAGACACAGCUAAGCAGACACUUUAGCAAAGGAAAUUGUUGGCUGUGAUGCAUGUGUCGGCUGACGACUCAGGAAGGCCAGUGUCCUGAUUUUAUUUGAA
Molecule: messenger RNA, 569 nt
Organism: Dunckerocampus dactyliophorus (ringed pipefish)
Lineage: Eukaryota; Metazoa; Chordata; Actinopteri; Syngnathiformes; Syngnathidae
Product: interleukin-25-like
Exons: 3
Coding region: 63-482 (139 amino acids)
Cellular component (GO): extracellular region
Molecular function (GO): cytokine activity
Source: RefSeq, a predicted model, not a curated record